UGGAAUGAGAUGUUUGACGAGCACUUUUGUCUACUUUUGUCUAUAUAGUGUAAAAACUAACUGACUUAAGCAUUCAAAGAGGAAAUCACACCAGGGUGAAAGCUGUCUGUUAAAAUAUUUUCAGGGAAAAGAAGCUGGCAUGUUAGAAUUUUUUUUAAGAAAGGAUAGGGGAGUUCUUGGAAUGACUGCCUGUUUCUUUCCUUCUUAUACUCUCUCCCUCUGUCAUUCUUUUUUUCUCCUUUCCUCUAUCCCUCUUAGUUAAGGGAAUAGAGCAAAAAGCUCUGCCUCUCGAUGGAAGGAACGAGGUAGGAAUUUUUGGGGGUCGGUGUGUCUAGCCGGAAGCUGGGCAAGAAAGAGAAAGAGCGGGGUAGAGAGAGAACACAGUGAACCCCACUCCCAAACCUCUUCAGCGUAACAGCCUGUAUUAAGUUGUUUGGCACACAUUGAAGAACAGGGCAAGAGACAGAGAGAGAAGAGGAAAAAAGAGGCAAAACAGAGCACCUCUCCCCUCCCACCCCUUAGUGAGACAGUCUAAAUCAUACUGGUUAUAAGUGCUGUUGUUCUGUGAGUGUGAUGCUGGUCAGACAGACCCAGGCGCAGACCUUCAAACCUUGCAGAGCUCCUCUCAGAUCCUAAGCAACCCUGGAGAGCCUAGCCAUCUACCCCCAGAAACUCUCGCCGCAGCCACCGCUCACUCCCUACAGUGACAUGUACCCUGAGGAGACCCGUGGGGGUGGAGGGGCAGCCUCCAUUGACUACCUGGAGGGAGUGGAUGACUACACUGCCCAUGCCCCUGGCCUCGUUCCCUUCUACAGUUCCUCCACCACGUCUCUGGAUGCCCAUGGACCCCCCUCGGAUGGCAGCCUGCAGUCACUUCUGUUUGUGCCCUCCACUCCCCAGCUCAGCCCCUUCCUUCGCCACACCAGCCUCCCCAGCCAGUCUAUCUACCUGGAGAUCUCCUCCACACCCGUAAACAGGUCGAGUGUGGUAGCCAAUCAGCAGUCAGUGUCCCAGGAGGAGCUCAGCAGCGCCUCCGACACUGCGGUGGAGUCAGGGUCAGGUUCAGGGCCAGGGGUCGGUGUGUUAGAGAUGGCCAAGGAGACUAGGUACUGUGUGGUCUGCAGUGACUAUGCCUCUGGGUAUCACUACGGAGUUUGGUCCUGCGAGGGCUGCAAAGCCUUCUUCAAAAGGAGCAUCCAAGGUCACAAUGACUACAUGUGCCCUGCGACCAACCAGUGUACCAUCGACAGGAACCGUAGGAAGAGCUGCCAGGCAUGCCGCCUCAGAAAGUGUUACGAAGUGGGCAUGAUGAAAGGAGGCCCGCGGUGGACCGGGUUCCGCGGUGGGCGGGUUCUCCAGAGGGAUAAGAGGCGUGGUGGCACUGCUGGUGACAACAGUGUCCUGGAGCACAGCAAAGCGUCCCCUCAGGAUAGUAGCAAGAACAGCAGCUUCGGUGCUGGAGGAGGAGGAGAAGGGCGGCUCAAGAUCACCAUGUCUCCUGAACAGGUGCUGUUCCUGCUGCAGGGUGCGGAGCCUCCAGCCCUGUGUUCUAGUCAGCAGUUGGGCCGUCCCUACACAGAGAUCACCAUGAUGACCCUGCUCACCAGCAUGGCUGACAAGGAGCUGGUACACAUGAUCGCCUGGGCUAAGAAAAUACCAGGUUUCCAGGAGCUGUCUCUCCAUGGCCAGGUGCAGUUGCUUGAGAGUUCCUGGCUGGAGGUGCUGAUGAUCGGACUCAUUUGGAGGUCCAUCCCCAGCCCUGGGAAACUAAUCUUCGCCAAGGACCUCAUACUUGACAGGAGUGAAGGGGACUGUGUGGAGGGCAUGGCUGAGAUCUUUGACAUGCUCCUGGCCACUGUGUCUCGCUUCCGCAUGCUCAAACUAAAGCCUGAGGAGUUUGUGUGUCUCAAAGCCAUCAUCUUGCUUAACUCUGGUGCCUUCUCCUUCUGUUAUUACUCUGUGGAGUCCCUGCACAACAGCCCAGAGGUGCAAAGCAUGUUGGACAACAUCACUGACGCCCUCAUUCACCACAUCAGCCAAUCGGGAGCCUCGGUGCAGCAGCAGUCCAGACGGCAGGCCCAGCUCCUGCUCCUGCUCUCACACAUCAGACAUAUGAGCAACAAAGGCAUGCAGCACCUGUACAGCAUGAAGUGUAAGAACAAAGUGCCUCUGUACGACCUGCUCCUGGAGAUGCUGGACGCUCACAGGAUCCACUCCCCAGGCAAGGUGGCCCAAGCUUGGGGACAGGCCAAGGGGGAGCCCCUCUCUACCAAAGGCUCCAGCAUAGGACCCAAGCAAGGCAACCAAGAUACCCAGCUCAGAAGCCCCGGUCCUGGGGUACUCGAGUAUGGCACUCCACACUCUGACCGGAGCCCCAUUCCAUGAUGAGAUAUAGAAAUAGGUAUUUGUAGAUAUGGAAGAUGUAAAAGUCCUUCCAUGCAAUAUAGUAUAUGUAGAGAAAUAUUUUGACAUUUGUGGAGGUGAGAGUA
Molecule: messenger RNA, 2489 nt
Organism: Oncorhynchus gorbuscha (pink salmon)
Lineage: Eukaryota; Metazoa; Chordata; Actinopteri; Salmoniformes; Salmonidae
Product: estrogen receptor-like
Exons: 9
Coding region: 709-2385 (558 amino acids)
Biological process (GO): regulation of DNA-templated transcription
Cellular component (GO): nucleus
Molecular function (GO): DNA-binding transcription factor activity; nuclear estrogen receptor activity; steroid binding
Source: RefSeq, a predicted model, not a curated record